Blastocystis hominis is the source of this 1113-nucleotide messenger RNA. RefSeq lists its product as hypothetical. The record is from RefSeq and is a predicted model, not a curated record. Bases 1 to 1113 code for a protein of 370 amino acids. NCBI's taxonomy places the organism in Eukaryota, Bigyra, Opalinata, Blastocystidae. Gene Ontology annotation, cellular component: Golgi apparatus. The transcript is spliced from 4 exons.
AUGAAAAGCCUGAUUAGUGUAAUUUCGAUUGUAGUAUGCGUGGUGAUUCUUGCCUCGUUGAAAAGCCAUCUCAUUCUAUCUGUGCAACAAAUUGAGCAUUACCCCGAUCGUCUGAUCCAGGCAGGAAGUAACAUGUCCUACUACUCUGAAAAGCACGGUCCUAGCUUGCGGCAUUACCCUGGAAAAGGAAACUCGACUCUGGGAAGAAGAGACGGAAGAUUCACGGUGAUUAUUGUCUCAUUUAACGAGGAGCUUUUGGAAAAGACAGUGAACAAUGUUCUGGAGAAUACGGAUCCGAAAUAUCUUAAGGAAAUUCUGAUUAUUGACGACCUUUCAGAUGUACCAGUUCAAUGGAAUCCAAACGAGACUCUUGUUCGCAUUAUUCGCACUGAUCGCCGGAUGGGUUUGAUAGGUGCUCGGUACAUUGGGGGAAAUAACGCGCGCGGAGAAUAUCUUGCUUUCAUCGAUGCUCACGUGUAUGUGGGGCCGAACUGGCUGAAAACCCCGAAGCGUCUCAUCGAGGAGGAUCCCAAAACGGUGGUGAACUAUAUCAACUUCAAUUUGGACAAGGAGCAUUUCGUUCCGUUCCCCGUCUGGAAGGGCAUCGGCAGUUCCGCUACCAUCCGCAUGGAUCUGAGGCAGAUCUGGGGCGGAGGCUCACGGAAGGAUCCUUACUCGCCGAUCACAAUGGGCAUGUUCGUGAUCAGCAAGUACUGGUGGAACCAGGGCGCGAUGGACCCGGAUCUUCGCACAUGGGGCGGCGAGAACGUGGAGAUCUCCUUCCGAACGUGGCUGUGUGGAGGAAGAAUCGUAGUGGCGAAAGAUUCGUUCGUGGCCCACGGGUUCCGAACCAAGUUCCCCUACCCGGUGAACGGAAAUGAUGUUGUCCGAAACUAUGUUCGAAUUGCGCAUGUCUGGAUGGACGACGAGUACUUGCAGCUUUUCUACAAUGCCAGCAGCCUUAACGAAAGAAGGGUGGAAAAGCUCAAUAUUGGAGAUAUUUCGGAGCGCUUGGAGCUGAAGAAGCGUCUCAACUGCAAACCUUUUUCUUGGUAUGCCGAGAAGUUUAAGGGUCGCGCACUGUGUCUUCCCAGUAAUAUUAUUUUUGGAUAG